This is a messenger RNA of Dermochelys coriacea (leatherback sea turtle), 1974 nucleotides long. Its product is annotated as protein CutA homolog. Lineage: Eukaryota; Metazoa; Chordata; Testudines; Dermochelyidae. The transcript has 6 exons. Gene Ontology annotation, molecular function: copper ion binding. Gene Ontology annotation, biological process: response to metal ion. The record is from RefSeq and is a predicted model, not a curated record. Bases 331 to 822 code for a protein of 163 amino acids.
GCAUUCUGCAGAGCGAGGAACGGACUGGGCAGCACCCGAUCCUUUCCUGCCAGCGAGCAAACCCCAGCCUUACCUUCGGGCUGCCUGAGAGCGGCUCCUGCUGCUCUGCGCCCUCGCCUGGCCCGGCCGGGCGGCCCACGAGCCGGGCACCAGCCCCUCCUGGCAGCACCGGCGGCAGGAGGAGGCGUUUCCGUGACCAUUGCAAACACCCCUCCCAGCCAGACCCGCCCUGGUGCCGCGGCCACCGGGCCCAGCAGCGCUCUGGGCUGAGCAGGGGGAGGGACGGGCUGGCAGCACCGGCCUUGGCCCUGGACUAGGAGGGGCCGCAGGAUGAAGAUGGACUGGCUAACUCAGCGCUGCCAGCUGCCGGCCGCCCAGAGCUGCGCCCGUCCGGGAUGCUUCACUUUGCUGCUGGUAAUAACUCUGUCUUUACUGAUGUACCCCGUGCUGAAGAGUCUAAGUCUUCAGCUGCACUCCACAGUCACUGGCAGCUAUAUCUCGGGAACCCAUUCCAUUGCUUUCAUUAACUGUCCCAAUGAACAAGUUGCAAAGGAUAUUGCAAGGGCCAUUAUGGAUAAAAAGCUGGCUGCCUGCGUGAAUAUCCUGCCGAAGGCCUCGUCUAUGUAUUUUUGGAAAGGGGAAAUAGAAGAAGCCACUGAAAUACUUCUAUUAGUGAAAACAAGGACGUCAAAAAUAAGUGAAUUAUCAGACUACAUCAGAUCCCUGCAUCCUUUUGAGAUUCCUGAAUUUAUCAGCCUGCCUAUAGACCAAGGAAACCCCCUCUAUUUAAAAUGGAUUGAAGAAGGUGUCCCCGAUGACUAGCUGGAAUGCACCAUUCUGUCCUUCUCCAGACACACCCAGUGUUUCCUUCCUGCCGGGGUAGAGGACAUUUGCUUUGGUGCUCUAGUCUUCUCUCACUGCAGGCAGGACUGGUGCAUACAUACCGAAGGGUGAUAAAACCCCAAGGGAAUGUAGGUAGCACAAGUGCCUGGGAUUUGGAAUUUGACUCCUACUUGAAAUACAGUUUAACGGACACUCCUCAUUUGUGUAAACCUACAUUCUACUGAGCAUUUAGCCACACAUCGUAAGUGGAGCCUGAAGCGGAGAAAGGGCACGUGUUGUCCAAGAAUAGUUCCAAAGUUGUGAACAGCAGAGGUGUUGCAAAGGUGUGUGUGGUGGGAUGUGAGCUCCUAGGGAGACUAUGGCUAUUUAUAGGACCAGAGGGUUAAAAUGCACAUGAUAGGGCCCCAGCAACACCGUCCACGGAGAAGGACCAGAGUUCCAGGCCACGGGCUGUCAGGGGUUGGUGGCACUGCAGAGGAAGCAUACGCAGCCCCAGUGACGGUGAGCAGGGGUGACCAUUGGUCUCCCUGCCCCCUGAAGAAGGGUUGCGGCAAAGUAGGGGAACCAAAGACGGGGAAGGUCCUGCUGAGCCCUCUGCCCCGCCUGCCCAAAUGAACAUAAAUCGGGAUGCAGCAAAACAUCCCAUGAUGCACCAGCUCACAUCAUCUACUGCUGUGUAGCACCGUUUGCAGCAACAUGGUGCUCUGUACCCUGAGCGGGCAGCCGAGGCAGUUCACAAACAGCCAGCCAUUCAGAGUGCUGCCCACCGAGCAUUUGUGAAAGGAUCCCAGGCAGCGCAAACAAGGACCCCCUGGGGUGGGACUGGGGGACGCAGCUGACAAUAGCCUACUGCUUCUGGGAAGAGCACAAACAGUGGAUGCUCCCCAGAGCAUAUAGCGAUGCCUAAAGGCAGCAGGGAUCCAGUGCAGGCCCGUGCCAACAUUGCCAGGCUAAGGAGACAAAACUGACAUACCUGGUCCCAACAAAACUUCCCUCUGACUAAAGCAAACGCUUUCUCCCUUGACAGCAUGUAACACUGCAAACAGAGGCACAGGCUUGUAAAUUAUGGAGCACUGUGUAGUAAUUGAUGUGCCCAAGACAUUAAUAAACAGACGCGUUUCUUACUCCUGA